AUGGGACGAGUGGCGCGGUACAAGAAGGCGAAGCAGUUCCAAUACCAGAUCAACAAGGAGCCUGAUCUCCUGGGUCCGGAAGGUAAGAAUGUGCCCCCGAAGCCCGCCGGCAGCGAUCCCACCAAACAGAUGCCCGCCUCCCUCCGGCGCAUGAUCGCCGCUCAGGAGAAGAUGAAAGAAAUCGAAGCGAGCAAGGGAAAGCGCAAGCGAGGGGAGGAUGCGUCUACGGCCACCACCACGACGACAGCGCAGGGCGACAAGGGCGCAGCAGCUGCCGGCAAGAAGAGGAAGAAGGCGGGCCAGGAAACGAAGGCGAACGUCAAGGACGAGAAGGAGGCCGAUGACGCCGAGCCCGAGACGAAGAAACAGAAGACCGAGACACCUCCAGAGAAGAUCAAGUUCGAGAGUAUGCGGCCGAAUGAGAGCUACAAGCAAUUCACGCGACGCUUGCGACAGGAGACGAGGACGGUCCUCCACGAAAAGGCCAUGGAGGAGAAGAAGAGCCUCUCGCGCGCCCGAAAGCAGAAGUUGAAGGAGAAGGAGGAGAGGCGAAAGCAGAGGAAGCUGGCGAAGAAGGAAGGCGAGGACUUCGUACAUAAGGACAGCGUCAAGUUCGGUGAAGUCGUGCAGCAGCCCCCGUCGCUCACCUCCAAACCCCGCGUCAAGAAAUCGGCGGCAGCGGUGGUGGCGGACGCGAUGAAGCAAAAGCAGCAGCAGGGCCAGUCGCCCAACGACGGGGCCAAGAAGAAGAAGGAGAAGAAGAAGAUGUCGAAGGAGGAGAAGCGGGAGGAGCGCGAGCGGCGCCAGAAGAUGACCGAGGAGGAGAAGGAACGGGAGAAGGCGCAGGAGGAGAAGGAGGCCCGCGAGCGGCGCGCCAAGCAGCUCCUCCUGGCCCGGGUCAUGGAGAGCUACAAGCAGAGCAAGGACCAGAAGAAGAAACAGCUCAAGGAAAUGGACCCGGCCCUCAAGAGGGAAACCGUGCACUACCUGUGA
Messenger RNA from Acanthamoeba castellanii str. Neff, 993 nucleotides. RefSeq lists its product as uncharacterized. The coding region runs from base 1 to 993 and encodes 330 amino acids. The transcript is spliced from 5 exons. NCBI's taxonomy places the organism in Eukaryota, Discosea, Longamoebia, Acanthamoebidae. The record is from RefSeq and is a predicted model, not a curated record.